Messenger RNA from Annulohypoxylon truncatum, 1691 nucleotides. RefSeq lists its product as uncharacterized. Gene Ontology annotation, molecular function: RNA polymerase II cis-regulatory region sequence-specific DNA binding; DNA-binding transcription factor activity, RNA polymerase II-specific. Gene Ontology annotation, cellular component: PcG protein complex; transcription regulator complex. Bases 246 to 1124 code for a protein of 292 amino acids. The record is from RefSeq and is a predicted model, not a curated record. The transcript is spliced from 3 exons. NCBI's taxonomy places the organism in Eukaryota, Fungi, Ascomycota, Sordariomycetes, Xylariales, Hypoxylaceae. Gene Ontology annotation, biological process: regulation of transcription by RNA polymerase II.
CUACCUAUACUUAAGUAUCCACCCUCCCCGUAUAUAUCCUUUAAGUUGUCGUCCUCCAGAUCAUUAAUCGCCUCUUCGAUACUUGAGGAUACACUGAGUGAUAUCUCAUCUACAAAAACAACUAGCAGUCCUUACCAGCUUUAAUAUCUACCGACUAUCGUCGACGAAAACUUAAACCUAAUACCGCCGUCUUGAGAAUAGCUUCUUAAGAUACACUUAUUUUUAUCCCGACAUAAUACAUAAAAAUGGCCACCGCCAUGUACGCAACGCAGCCUGGUGCUCAGUACGGAUAUCCGCAACCACCCCCUUCGCCUCCAAUGGACGAAACCUCGAAGUGCUCUCUACCCUCGAUUUCCAACCUAUUAGUAAUGGCAGACGCUGGAUCGCCCACGACGGAACAGUCACCUCAGUCUCAACAAGCACCGUCAGUGAAGGUAGAGACUCGGCCUAACUCGUCUCAUUGUGCGAGCAACGGCCCCGCACGAGCCGCUCUACCCCCCACGCCUCCUAUGAGUUCAGAUGCUUCUUUCGAGGGCUAUAACUCACCUUCGACGAGAUCGGUGUCUGUUGUGUCGGCGCCCAACUACUAUUAUGAGACGACCCCACCCUUAGAGGAUGUUCACCGCCACCAGAUGGCAGCGGCUGCUGCACCUCGCAUGCCCGUUCAAGCCCCAGCAUAUUCGCAACCCGCCUUUGCGGCCCCGUACCUGGGUCAGGCGUCGAUACCGCCUUACUAUUCUGCCGGCCUCGCUGGAGCUCAAGCCGCGCAGCCGCAGAUCUCCGGACUUUACUACCAGAGACCACUACCACAGACGUUCCCUCCGCUACCAGUGACGGUGUCUUUGGCAGCAGCUCCAGGUACCAACCCGUGGCAACAUCAUCACUACAUCUCACCUUCUUCGGCGGCUUCUUUCCCGCAGUCACAGGAUCGCUACAUCUGCCAAACCUGCAACAAGGCUUUUUCCAGACCGAGCUCGCUACGAAUUCACAGCCACUCCCACACCGGCGAGAAGCCUUUCAAGUGUCCUCACGCGGGCUGUGGCAAGGCUUUCAGUGUCCGGAGCAACAUGAAGAGACACGAGCGCGGAUGCCACGACAAUGGCAAUGCAUCUCACCACCGUUAGGCCAGCUCACAAAACGAUAAUAUCAACUAUUCGAUGCUGUCGUCAUUUAUUGUUUAUUCCUAAUACGGCUCUUAAUCCCGCGUGGAUAUAUGAAGAGGGGGGUUUUUUGAAAGGACCCGAAAAAAUCGCGGAUAUGAAGGAUGCAUUUGAUACCCACACGCGGGUUACGCUACGAAUUUUUACGGCUGCCAUUUCUCAAAAGCACUUGUGGCUUUUGUUCUCAUUUUUAAUUCCGAGCCAUUGUUUACCGACUCGAACACAAUCUAUAUUAGGGUAUAUCUCGACACUUGGGACGAUUCGGGGGGAGGUGGUCGGCCCUUUGCUUACUGGGACGGGAUGACGGGAUAGGGAUCGGUUGCAUUUGACUGUAGGAUGUGACUGUUCAUUGACGAGGCGCAUUGGACUACCAACUUUUGGGCAUUUACACCGGCGUUUAACAAACAUAUUUGGGAGGGUCAUUACGUUGGAAUAUUUAAAAACAAGAGCAAUCUUAUCUCUCUCGUUUACGGUAUUUUUGAUACCUGUCUUGGAUAUUCUAUCUAGUCCUAAUGUAUAGAAUGGGACUGC